Molecule: messenger RNA, 903 nt
Organism: Pistacia vera
Lineage: Eukaryota; Viridiplantae; Streptophyta; Magnoliopsida; Sapindales; Anacardiaceae
Product: putative disease resistance protein RGA4
Exons: 1
Coding region: 1-903 (300 amino acids)
Molecular function (GO): ADP binding
Source: RefSeq, a predicted model, not a curated record
AUGGCUGAUGCAAUUGUUUCUGGUGUCUUGGGACAACUGAGUUCAAUCAUUGGUGAUGAAAUAAAGCAGGAGGUGAAGCUAAUUGUUGGUGUCGACAAAGAAGUCAAAAAGCUGAGGAGCAAUCUUGAAGCUAUUGAAGCUGUGCUCAUUGAUGCGGAGGAAAGACAAGUCAAGGAGAAAACUGUAAGACUUUGGUUAGAUCGGCUCAAACACGCAUCCUACGACAUUGAAGAUGUGUUGGAUGAGUGGAACUAUGCAAUGUUGAAACAGCAAAUUGAGGAAGUUGAAUAUGCUGAUGUUCCUAAGAAGAAGGUGCGUUUCUUCUUUCCCUCCUCUUGCUUUUCAUUCAAACAAGUUAGUUUACCUCAAGUUAUUUUACGUCAUGACAUUGCAAUGAAGAUAAAAGAAGUAACUGAAAAUCUAGAUGUCAUUGCGAAACAAAAAGAUAUGUAUACUUUUAACAAAAUUAGAAGUGUUGAAAAGUUUGAACGAGUACAAAGUACCUCAUUUAUUGAUGUGUCUGAGAUAUGUGGUCGAGUCGAUGACAAGAGUAUUUUAGUACGUAAGUUGUGUGAAAGUAGUGAACAACACCUUCCUAUCAUCUCUAUUAUAGGGAUGGGAGGAAUUGGUAAAACAACUCUGGCUCAAUUUGUUUAUAACGAUAAUAAGGUAGUAAAUAGUUUUGACUAUAGGAUGUGGGUAUGUGUAUCUGAGCCUUUCGAUGAGUAUAGGAUUGCUAAAGCAAUCAUUAAGGAUUUAGAGGAUUCUACUCCAGAUUUAAGAGAAUUAAAUUCACUUCUUGGACAUAUUAAUAGAUUUAUUAAGGAAAAAAAAUUUCUUUUGGUCUUAGAUGAUGUGUGGAAUGAGGAUUACAAAAAAUGGAACCAUUGUAUCAUUGCUUGA